UUAGGACUGAGUGGAAAACACAAGCCAUGGCAAGUCAAGGUAAGCCAGGUUUAGCAAACUCAGUAGAUAAAUUGACCUAUGUUCUAUCUCUAGGACUAAACACCAAGUGAUGUUGAUACGAUACAGUAUGUUAGUAUACUGUAUAAAGCAUCUAAAAAAGUUUUGCUUUUGAAAAGGUGAUCAGCGUCAUUUUUAGGCCUAACAAAAUAAUCAUGUGGGAUUGUGGGUCCUGUUUCCAGACCUACUUACCCGAAACUUUUCUGGAUAUGAAACUGAAACCACAGGAUAUCUUUUGUUAGUAAAACUGUCUGUUUUUUUAAGGUAGUGAUAUAACCACUCAGGACAGCAUUAUCUUUUGUUAGGCAUUAUGAUCACAUCGAUAUAAUUCUUCUCUCAAUAUAACCCUUACCCAAGUUCUAUAGAGCAAAUCUCGAACUCUUAACUAAAUAAAACUAUUGUUGGUGUAGUUUCUUUGCCCAAGCUGGUUGAUUUUGACUGGAGGGUGGAUGUAAAAACAUCAUCUGACGCUGUUACCAGGAUGUCAAUGCCAACAUGUCUCGUUCAACUUAAGGUAAGACGCGUUGUAACGUAAAAUAAAUUACAUUUUAUUACAUAUAUCCUGAACGGGGUAGCGACAAGUACAAGAUUAGAGAGUUUAAGUUCGACUUCCAAUACCGAUACCGAUGUCUUCACUUCCGUUCUCAUUUUGUUACCGGGAAUUUUAAAGCGUUAAGUUAUCACGACAGAUAAAGUAUAUAGAACACAUUAAUCGUCAACGAAUAUGUGCGGUAUACUAAACGGCAGCUGAGCUAAAAUUCCGACUAAAACAUGACCCAGGCGAUGCUAAUAAACAAAUAGUUUACAUGUUUAUCGUAAAAAUGAUGAAAUAUCCGAUUUAUAUGAGUUUAUCUUACAAUUCGCCCGACUUCCAAUACAAGGCCGACUUCGGUAGUGGUAACUUCCAAUACACUUGUCCUCGUGCUUCUUGCGAGCAGAGAGCAUGCGCAUGACAUGUUGUUAGUAUCGGUAUUGGUAUCGGAAGUCGAACUUAAACUCUCUAAUGAGAGAGAUACAACUGCCUGAAAAAUAUAAGCAGAUUUUCGACGUUUCGGGCGAAGGCCUUUCUUCGUCGGAACGUUAGUACGCUACUAACUUGCUACUAACUACUAAAUUUCCGCAACGGUUGCGAGAAGCUUUAAAAUCUCGUUGCAGAACAUGAUACACGAGCAAUUCCCUUUUCGUGAUAGCAUUGCAACGAUAUUACCACCAUUGCAUUGCCGUAGCCAGAAAAUUAGAAAGGUUCAGAUUUGGCCUCCACUACAUGUAUACCGCUACCUCUCACUGGCUUCGUACGCAUCUGAUUGGUUAAUCAGAUUUAUCAAACGCAUCUGAUUGGUUAAUUGGAUUAUCAAUCGUAUCUGAUUGGUUAAUUGGAUUUAUCAAACGUGUCUGAUUGGUUAAUUCGAUAUAUCAAACAUAUCUGAUUGGUAUGGUCCCUUAAUGGUAGGGGAAGUCAAAUCUGAACCUCUCUAAACACCUAUUUACACCAUACGACUAGUCGUAUACUAUUCUUAUCCUGGCAUAUGUACCCGAAUAAAUGCGUGUGAAGAUAUACUCGAAUAAAUUGUGUCAUAUUUCAAAUUUGGCCAUAAACUAAUGAACAGGAAUAGUGGCGUCAGUAGUCGUUUUCAUACGACAAAUAACCAUCGUAUACGACCAGUCGUAUCGUGUAAAUAUUGCCUGCUAAAAUCUUUCAGUUUGUUCACGUGUUCAUGUUUUCUUUCCCCCAGAUUCAGGAGAAUGCUUGUGAGGAGAAAAGGUUGCCCGAGCUAAAAUGUCUAAAUGUAGAACUAAGUAAAAAGACAUUGGAUACAAUGUUAGAUGGCUUAGGAAAAAUACGAGAUCAACUUUCUUCUGUAUCACAAAGUUCAGCCUCUUGAAGAGACGAUAACAAAUAAUGAUAGACAAUUUAUAAUUAAAUCUCAAGCAUCAACGUGGGAAGUUAUUGGAUUUGAUAUUGCGUUCGGCGUUAUAUUAUAUAUUGGGAAACAUUGCUGUCAAACGUAAGGCGCAUGCGCGAGUCUAUGAAAAAGACGGGGAAAAUGUCUGCCAAAAUAGUAGGAGCAAAUAUGAGAAAAGAAAAGUGUUUACUAUAAGGACACGGCCGAUUCUAUAAUGUGGGGAAUUUCACCGCUUUUCCUUGUGUCAAGACUAGCCUCCUCCGCAGGCAUCGCCUUUAGAUUGGCGGGCAACAUUUACUUGCAGGCAAAAAAUUGUGAGACCAACUUUGUAAUGUACGUGAACCACGAGAUGCCUGCGGUGGAGGUUAUGUCAAGACGAAGUUAUACUGAGUUUAACCUCUCGUAAUUUUCUUUAUACUUUGCUGGAGCUUCGUGAAGGCAAAACUAUUUCCAGUCUUUCAAGACAAGCAGCCAAUACGCAGAUAUUUGAUCGCGGAGUUCUGCGAUAUUAUAUUGGACUAGGACUAGAUAUUGAAUCAUGUUAAUGGCAUAGUUUCAUCACUUUAGAUUGGAAUUUUGUACAAGACUUUCAUAACGUUCAGUUAAAAUUAGGUUUUCUAGACGUUGUUACACUUUGCAACUUGUCUCGCAACUUAUCACGCAAUUUUGUAGCGCCAAAUGUUGUACACGAAAUUGUAAGGUGUAACGUGCCUCGCAAUCAUCCAGUCUCGCAAUAUUUGUGUUCCAAGUUCCAACAAGCAUUGCACGAAGUAAAAUCAAUUUCUAGUUUUCGCAACGAUUGCGGCAAUGCUGUAACGCAUUUUUAAAGCAUUGCACAUGCAGUGUAAUUUUCCAGCUUAGACCUAGGGCCCGCAGGUAGCAGUUGAUUUGUGGCCUAAUCGACUUAAAUGACGUCACUAUUAUCGUCCCCAGAGCCAAUUUCACUUGGUCACUCGCUGAAAAUUAGGCUCUGGGUUAGGCGACUAAAGGAAGAGAUCUGAUUGGCUUCUCAGAGAACUAGUAUUUCGCAGACGUUUUCGCUAGUCAAAAUUAUUCUAUCAACACAAACACUUCGUUUCUUCGUAAUACUUCACUGUGAAAAUCGUUACGGGUACUAAAACGUCCCAAUAGACCUUAUGCAUAAUCACGUCACAAGGCUUGAUGCCCGCGAGGAAUGCUAGUCUUUCAAAAUGGCCACUAUCGAAAUGUUCCCGGGCGAUGACUACUAAGACCAGCAUUCCUCGCGGGUAUCAAGCCUUGUGACGUCAUUAUGCAUAAGGUAUAUUCAAGAGCGUCCACUUUUGUAGCCUGCGACUAGCCUGCCUGCUCGCAGGCUACCACUUGAAACUACUGGAAGUUUUCUUGCUGUUGUAAUUAUGCAGUUUUACUGAGAUGCUAGACAGGUGAAUGUCAGUGAAAACUUUACAACUUUUGAAUCAGCUGUUGUUUAUUAUAUCGCCCUUGGCCUUGGAAACUGUCUACUGCUGUGUUGACAGUAAUUUAGCAAUAUAAAUAUUAAUUAAAUGUAAUUUCAUUAUUAAUGAGUGUUGAAACUACUCUAUCCUAACAUUAAUUACUAAAGUCUAAACAGUUUCUCUUCCUACGCCAAAAGAUAAAAACUUUAUCAUAUUUUUUCGCUGGUGGGUGUGUGUACAUGAUACCCUUGAAUGCGAAUGUCAAAGAUUGUUG
Molecule: messenger RNA, 3650 nt
Organism: Paramuricea clavata
Lineage: Eukaryota; Metazoa; Cnidaria; Anthozoa; Malacalcyonacea; Plexauridae
Source: the annotation of a GenBank genome assembly